AUGAUAUUUGGACUCCAAGUGGAAGACAAUUUAAUUUCUAACCAUUUGAAUAAUAAGAAUUCAUUAAAGUAUAAACUAAUCAGAAGAGUAAUUCACUCUCAAGAUAAAUAUCUCAAAUUUAGUAGAGCAUAGAUAAUAAAUAAAAAAUAUUAGAAGAAACAUAUUUACCUAAAAAAGUUAGAACUAUUACUACUCAAGUUUAAAUUAAAGAAGCCCCCCAAAUAAAGACUCUUUCUACUUUUAAUUAUAAAAGAAGUGAAUCUCGUAUUUAAACAUCAAGAACACAAUCAGCUACACCAAUGA
This is a messenger RNA of Paramecium primaurelia, 303 nucleotides long. The record is from the annotation of a GenBank genome assembly. Lineage: Eukaryota; Ciliophora; Oligohymenophorea; Peniculida; Parameciidae.